Nannospalax galili (Upper Galilee mountains blind mole rat) is the source of this 3847-nucleotide messenger RNA. RefSeq names its product nucleoporin 58 (gene Nup58). The transcript has 15 exons. Lineage: Eukaryota; Metazoa; Chordata; Mammalia; Rodentia; Spalacidae. Gene Ontology annotation, molecular function: structural constituent of nuclear pore. Gene Ontology annotation, biological process: nucleocytoplasmic transport. Gene Ontology annotation, cellular component: nuclear pore. The record is from RefSeq and is a predicted model, not a curated record. The coding region runs from base 172 to 1935 and encodes 587 amino acids.
GUGGGACUGCGUUCGCGCGUUGUCCAGCCCCUUCCGGCUUGGCGGUGUGGCCGCUGGGAUUGAAGUUCCCGCCGGGUCCGGGCUGGGUACAGUGAUGCUACCUGGCCCACCUCGGCUGUGAGGCGACAGGAACGACCCGGGCCUCCCUCCGCUUGCUUACGGCGGGCAGUCAUGUCCACGGGUUUCUCUUUCGGGUCCGGGGCGCUAGGCUCCACCACCGUAGCGACCGGCGGGACCGGCACGGGUGGCGGCUUCUCCUUUGGGAGCGGGGCGUCUAGCACCCCUUCUGUGGGGCUCAGUUUUGGAACUCUUGGAAACUCUGCAACACCAGCAACUACAUCUGCCUCUUCCAGUGGUUUUGGAACUGGACUCUUUGGAUCUAAGCCUACCACUGGGUUCGCUCUUGGAGGAACAAGUGCAGGAACAGCAGCCACUACUUCUGCGUCUACAACAGGCUUCAGUUUAGGAUUUAGUAAACCUGCAGCAUCUGCCACACCAUUUGCUCUGCCUGUUACUUCUACCUCAGCUAGUGGUCUUACUCUUUCGUCUGCUCUUUCAUCAACUCCAGCAGCAUCCACGGGAUUUACUCUAAAUAAUUUAGGAGCAACAACAGCCACAACUUCAACUGCAUCAACAGGGCUUUCUUUAGGGGGAGCCUUAGCUGGUUUGGGAGGUUCCCUUUUCCAGACCGGAAACACAGCAACAUCAGGUCUCGGACAAAAUGCUUUAAGCUUGUCUUUGGGAACUGCAGCACCCACUUCAGCUGCAGGCAAUGAAGGCCUUGGUGGUAUAGAUUUCAGUACCUCAUCAGAUAAAAAGAGUGAUAAAACAGGAACAAGACCAGAGGAUAGUAAAGCACUGAAAGAUGAAAAUCUACCUCCUGUCAUCUGUCAGGAUGUUGAAAAUCUCCAGAAAUUUGUGAAGGAACAAAAGCAAGUCCAAGAAGAAAUUAGUAGAAUGUCUUCUAAAGCAAUGCUUAAAGUCCAAGAAGAUAUAAAAGCCCUGAAGCAGCUUCUGUCAUUGGCUGCCAGUGGGUUACAGAGGAACACUCUCAAUAUCGACAAGUUGAAACUAGAAACCGCCCAGGAGUUAAAGAAUGCUGAAAUAGCUUUAAGAACGCAGAAAACACCACCUGGACUCCAGCAUGAAAAUACGGCUCCUGCUGACUACUUCAGAAUUUUGGUUCAGCAGUUUGAGGUACAGCUUCAGCAGUAUAGACAGCAGAUUGAAGAACUAGAAAACCAUCUUGCCACUCAAGCAAAUAAUUCACAUAUAACUCCUCAAGAUUUAUCAAUGGCUAUGCAGAAAAUUUAUCAAACAUUUGUAGCUUUAGCUGCACAACUUCAGUCUAUUCAUGAAAAUGUAAAGGUACUCAAAGAACAGUACCUUGGCUACAGGAAAAUGUUCUUGGGAGAUGCUGUAGAUGUGUUUGAAGCCAGGAGAACAGAAGCCAAGAAGUGGCAGAACGCACCCAGAGUUACUACUGGACCCACUCCUUUCAGCACCAUGCCAAACGCAGCAGCCGUUGCCAUGGCUGCAACACUUACACAGCAGCAACAGCCUGCUACAGGGCCACAGCCAUCUCUGGGAGUUAGUUUUGGAGCGCCAUUCGGCUCAGGUCUUGGCACUGGCUUGCAGUCAAGUGGCUUAGGUUCUUCAAACCUUGGAGGAUUUGGAACUAGCUCUGGUUUUGGAUGCAGCACCACAGGGGCCUCCACAUUUGGAUUUGGAACAACAAAUAAACCCUCAGGAAGUCUUAGCGCAGGCUUUGGCAGCUCAAGUACAUCUGGGUUUAACUUCAGCAAUCCCGGCAUCACGGCGUCAGCUGGUUUGACAUUUGGGGUGUCUAAUCCUGCCUCUGCAGGCUUUGGAACAGGAGGACAACUCCUUCAGUUGAAGAAACCUCCAGCUGGAAACAAAAGAGGAAAAAGAUAAACAUGCUGGUUGAUGUGUUGAGAAUUGUUAGCCGGCCGUUCGUGCUGAUUCUAUUUUUCUAAUGAUGCAGUAAUUGAAUUGCAUCCCAGGAGAUUUAUAAAGUUUUGAUAUUUUUCCCUACUCUAGAAUUUGAACUUUGUUUGCCACAUGGAACAUCUUUUUUUGUGAAUUUAAAAUCCAGUUGCGGUUCUGUUGUUGCUGUUAUUUUUGGUUCUCCAUGUAAGAAAUGCUGUAAUUACAUUACUGAUUGAUAGUGGUAAAAACUGUUAAUCUAAAACCUAUGAUUUAAGCUAGUGUUAAUAGCCGUGUUUUUGUUAAUAAAGGUUUACGCUAUGUGAAUAUAUGCACAUUGGUUUCUUAAUGAGAUAUAAACUCUAGGGCCUACACUAGAAUUCAUUUGUUCCUUGAAAAGGCCUUUAGACUGCAGGGCAUCUUGUGAAUAUGUAUGUAAUUCAGAAUAAUGCAUACCCUUGUGUGUGCAUAUAAAAUAUAUAUUUACAGACCUACAACUUUUGCCUCAGACUGUUCUCCUUUUCUAAUGGUAUUCAAUUUUUCACCUUUUGAGCUUCAAAUCUCAGUGCUUAAGAGAACAAUUGGCUCCGGGUACCUUGUCAUUCAUAUGUUUGCAAGACUUAAGUGGUUAUUGACAUACUAACAUUCAACUUCAUUGUCCCUGCUUUUCUGUUUUUGUUUACACCUUAACUCUUUGUUGCUACUCCAAAGGAGGAAUGCUGUAGGACUCAGUAGACAGAUUUUAGAAACCUUUACUACCCUAUAUAUUCUCAUACUACUACUAUUGCUUUUUUAUCCUAAAUGAGAUGGACUUUGAGGAGUGUGUUUGAACUCCAGACUGGUGUUCUGGGGGCAAAGAGCUAUUAAGCCAAAUUGAAUCUAUGCAGGUGAAGUGCACACUGUUAAUCCAGUGGAACUCUUCUAGCUGUUCAAUCCAGAGUUCCUACUUACAGGGCUAUUGACAACCACACCAAAUGGAGUGGCUUCUCAGCCUCUCAGUGUCUGAAGUGAGUGCUUAAUUUGGACUACAGAAAUAAUGUAUUUUAAGAAAAACAGUUCUUUGUAGCAGUUGUAAACUUUCCCGUCUUACCAGUGAACGUAGCUCCAGGUCGCAGAGCAGAGGCAUGUCAGGUUGCAUGAGUGUAGUAUUUGUGCUGCGGUAGUGGCGUUGAGUGGUUGAACAACAACCAUUGCAGAGAGAAUUGCCUUAUUCAUGAUUUCACUGAGAAAACAUUAUCUUUCAAGUACAGUUUUCAAGUGGGAUGAAAACAUGGAAUUUCACUGAAAAUAGUUUAAUUUUUUACAUAGAAGGUUUUGUACAUAUGUGCAUCAGUGGAUAUUUUCAGAAUCAUUUCACCAAGGCACCUUUUUUUCUAAAAUAGGUAUGGAGUAUAUAAAUAUGCAUAUACACAUAUAUAUUUUAGUAUAAUGAUAGUUGGGUUUGAUUAUAAAAAUAUCAAGUCUGUUUUAUUUAUCUGCGUAUAGCAAUGAUUGACUUUCUCGAAUUCAGUUUUUGCAUCUUGAUGUAUUAAAAUAAGGAGAAUUAUUUGUCUCUGAGCACUAAACUUGUUUGUAUUUGUGUAUUUCUCUAGUACUACAAUCCCUAAUUUAGGUCAUGGGGGAAGGAUAGGAAAAAGGUGUGCUUUUGAAUUACUGUCAGAGUUACAUAUGCCAUUGCCACAAACUGGUUUUUCGUUGUUGUUUUUUUUUUAAGGACAUUAUAUUGUGCUGAAAAUAUCUGAAUAUUUAUAUUUCUUGUUUUUCUUUAUAUGCAUCUUCCUAUGUUGAACCACUGGAAAGCUGUAAUGUUACUUUGUGGUAGAAGUCUUAGUGUUGUCACUGUCUUUGUCUUCACUGUCCAGAGCCUGCUAUAGAAACAAUAAAAUUUCUUGUGUCCGUU